GUCUGAAACUGCACUUCAAAACACUAUGCCAGAGAUGAUCCCGAACAAGUUGCCUGUCGGUGCAAGCUUCAAAAAGGAUACUUAAAUGGCCAUCCCCAUUUGUACUGGGAACCAGAAGAGGAAAAUAAAUCAGUUGAAGAAUCUUAGGAGCCAAAUCUUCUAAGCCUGGGCCUAUUGCUGUCAACAUCUCUGAGACCUCCUUCAUCUGAGAAUUACCAGGUCUGACAAUACUUUCCCUCCAGUCUCCAGUGAGGGACAUCAACAAAGCUGUAGAAACUCACAUCCUUCUAGACUUACAAACGUCAAGCUGUACAGCUGGGCAGGAACCUUACAAUCUCCAUCCUUGGGGAAGAUUCAAGAAGAAAGCCAAGAGGGGUGAAAGGUCAGAUAUGCUCAGCUUGAAAUAUACAAAAGCCUUUAGAAAGUCUCUUUACAGAAGAGCCCAGUUGAAUACACAGAACUAGUCCACACAUCCAGACGAGCUGUAGGGAAAAGGGAGCCCUUUCUCCCUCUACCAGAACAUAGUAAAAUCUGAUAUAAUACUCUAGGAGAUUCUUGGCCCCCCAUCACAGUAUUAUAAAGCAAUUUCACCAUAUUUAUUUUAAUCAGAAUAAGGGUAGGGGUGUGAAAAAUAAAGUUCUAUUUCUUUACUUUUCAAAAUUGACUAAGAAGCUCUGAUAAAACCUUUUGGAGGUGUGCUUGCUGUGCUGGAAGACAGAGAGGGCGUGGCUAUUGCCAAAUUAGAACAUCGCCGUUUUCUUGUUUGUGCACUACUGACAUAGCUCUGAAAGUGAUUGGUAUCAGAUUGUUAGAACACCCACAAUAGAUUCAGAGACAGUCUAAGAGACCGUGGAAUGCCUCAAGGGAAAUAGAAAUCAUUAGCAACAGGCACUGAUUCAAGUCUUGAGUGAUGACAGAGGUACAUUUUAAAUUCCAUGGAAAUCUCACUGGGCGGGCCCAUUUUCCCACUCUGGCAACAGAGGUUGACACCACUUCAGACAAGUAUUCCAACCUGUACAUGUAUGUGGGUUUAUUUCUGAGCCUCCUGGCCAUUCUCCUCAUUCUGCUCUUCACAAUGCUCCUUCGGCUCAAGCAUGUCAUCUCACCUAUCACCACUGAGAGCACAGAAAGUGUCCCUCAGUUCACAGAUGUAGAGAUGCAAAGUCGAAUCCCCACUCCUUAAAGCCAGGAUGAAAGCGAGCUUUCAUGGAUCUCAGUGAACCCUGGUAUGUGGAUAUCCAGGAAAGCUUGCUUUCUUGCAUGAAGCUUCCCAUGUAGGGAAUCAACAAGUUGUUCAUUUAACAUGCUAUUCAUGUUUUGUGCUAUAAUUCAUCUUGAAUCUGCUUGUGAGAUACCUAAGAGGUUAAAGGCUCAUUCUUUGAAAGGAAUAUAGGAAAUGGCAGCUGGUUGGGAGGGCAUGUUCCCAUAGUAACCAAAGAGAGCCUGGGCCUUGAACAAACCUCAAACCACAAAAAUUCAUAUGCAGUGGUUGUAAGAAACACAGAAUACCUGGAAACUCCAAAAGUGAGGCAGAUUUGCCUUCAAAAAGGCUGAUUAU
Nycticebus coucang (slow loris) is the source of this 1558-nucleotide messenger RNA. RefSeq names its product serine rich and transmembrane domain containing 2 (gene SERTM2). The transcript is spliced from 3 exons. Lineage: Eukaryota; Metazoa; Chordata; Mammalia; Primates; Lorisidae. The coding region runs from base 911 to 1183 and encodes 90 amino acids. The record is from RefSeq and is a predicted model, not a curated record. Gene Ontology annotation, cellular component: intracellular membrane-bounded organelle.